Messenger RNA from Astrephomene gubernaculifera, 1469 nucleotides. NCBI's taxonomy places the organism in Eukaryota, Viridiplantae, Chlorophyta, Chlorophyceae, Chlamydomonadales, Astrephomenaceae. The record is from the annotation of a GenBank genome assembly.
UGCUUUCAGACAAAACAAGGGAUAAGCGGAUAACCACACGUGAUAACCAUAGGAAACCUCAUCGCAGACGCUCCUUUCCUACCAGACGCACUUGUUCACGAGUAUGGCAGUAUCUGGCCUCACCGCUGUUGUAUUGGGUGCCACCGGGGCUAUAGGCAGUGAGCUCGUUCAACAGUUAGUGAAUAACCCUGGCUUUAAAAAGGUCGUCACUGUAGGACGUCGAGCUUUGGAUGGCGCGCCCACGGGACCCGUCGAGCUUGUUCAGAGGACAGUAAACAUGGAUGCGCUAGAGACGGAGGCUAAAGAUGCUUUCACUGGGGCUGAUGUCGUGUUCUGUGCUCUUGGAACCACACGGAAGACUGCUGGAAGCGCUGAUGCCUUUAAGAAAGUGGACUUUGAGUAUGUGGACAAGUCAGCACGCCUGGCCCACGCAUGCGGCGUCCGCCACUACUCCCUCGUGUCGGCACAAGGCGCCAACCACAAGUGCCCUGCGAACGACCUAGGCCUCUUCCACGGGCUACUGUACAAGAAAACCAAGGGCAUGGCAGAGCAGUCGGUGCUGCAGCAGGGCUUCCAGCGCGCCUCCAUUUUCCGUCCGGGGCUUCUGAACCGCGGAGAUAAGGCGCGAGCAAUGGAGAAGCUGGCGGCGCACGUCUUCUCCAGCAUUCAAGUGAAGGAUGUCGCACGACUCAUGAUCCUGGACGCCCUGCGCGACCCGGCUACGGCCCAGCCGGCAGCGGUGUUUGAGAUGGGGGAGCUGCUGAAGGCCUGCCAGACCGCUGGCCAGCCACCCGCACCGUCAAAGUAACGCCAGGAAGCCAGCAGAACGGUUGUCAUGGGGUGCUGUAGAUAAGAGCAGACACGGGAGGUGUUGAAAGUUGCAUGUUGAGCGUACGGUAUGUGGGAGAGGACGGUGGUGAGGGCGGCUUGGAGAUUGCUAUGUUACUGAGGCUGUGCUACCUAGCCCGGGGACCGCUAGUCUGCGUGUCGGUGGCGAUGUGCAUUCCCAAGAUAUGUCGCAGACGUCUCUCGAGGGUUUGGAAUCAUUUUCACGCCUAGAUGUGUAAAGUUGGGCCCAGGAAGCGGCACCGGUCAUGCUGGGCUGCAAAAUGGCUCUCAUGGUGAGGCGAGUUGAGAGCAGAUGCUUUCCCAGUUGUUGCAAGGAAAGGAGUUUCAUAGUUCGUAUGCCGGGACGAUGGCUUUAUGGAGCUAUACACGUAUGUCGCUGCGUGUUUCGGAGCCUUGGCAAUGCGAAGGUAUUUACGUUAGCUGUAGCCGUCUCAGGGUGGAUUGGCCACGCCCUCUUACUACCCGUCGAGCAUGUCUUACUGUUUUCGGUUUGCGCAGCCGGUACACGUCGUCUUGUCUCAUGGCGACGCAGCCGAGUGGCCAUAUGGUUUGCAUCAAUUACUCUCCCAACAAAAACUAACAAAAUAAAUUGACAUUACCGCAUGCUGUGAAGAACUGGG